Molecule: messenger RNA, 826 nt
Organism: Babjeviella inositovora NRRL Y-12698
Lineage: Eukaryota; Fungi; Ascomycota; Pichiomycetes; Serinales
Product: DUF4112 domain-containing protein
Exons: 2
Coding region: 50-796 (248 amino acids)
Source: RefSeq, a predicted model, not a curated record
CCCACCGCAUCCUCCCUACUCGCCUACACCCCGCAUAAUAUCCGCAAACAUGGGCCUCCCUACAAAAAUUAUCAAACUCAUCGCCAGCAAGGUGUUUGGGGUUAACUUAAACUUUACCCGGUACUUGGGGAUUGAGGACCCCUACUACGAGAUUGUUGAAACCCCUACGGUGGAUAAGCACGGCAGGCCCACCCAUCCGAAGACUAGAAAACUCCACAGACGCAAGAGGCCUAUUCCUGCAGGUAUCAACGCUCACGACGAAUCAUGUUUGAAGCUGGUCAAAAGCGCGGCUUACCGUCUUGACAUGUGGUUUGGGUUCUUGGGAAUCCAUGUCGGGGUCAGCUCACUCUUUGGUUUGAUUCCCGUUGUGGGUCCGGUCAUCAACGGUAUCUUCUCCUUCUAUAUCUACUACCUCUGUACCCAGACUUCUGAGAGCUUGCCGCUCUGGCUUCACGCCCAGUUGUUGUUCAACAUUGCACUUGAUUUUGUUUUGGGGUCCAUUCCGAUCGUUGGGGACAUCAUUCUUCUCGCAUACAAGGCCAACAGCCGUAACUGCUUGUUGCUCAACAAGCACUUGACCUUUGUGGGGGAGAGAAACCAGGGUAUUGUUGACUUGGACGAGAUGGGCGAGUUUGGCUCUAUUAACAACUUGGAUCCAAGGGUGUCCAAGAAAUUGCGCCAGGUGGCCGAUCAGUUGCCGGAAAACUUGGACAAAAAGGCUGUCUCGGCCUUCAGCAAGGUUUCGGAAACCGUCGCCGCCAGCUUGAAGCAGAAAAAAGCAGAACCAGCUGCCUAAGAUUUAUGGCGAUUACACCACCCAGGUAAC